UAUAAAAAAUACACGCAUACACGCGCGCGGACUCGCACGGCGAAGGGGAAUCACUGAAGCUUGGAUUUCACGUCGAGACGCUCUUGCCCAAUGCAAUAUGUUGCUAAUCUGACUGCGCGUUGAAUCAAAUCAGAGAGCCGCUUCAUGUUUAUCAACGUCAACCAGGGAAACCAGAGGCGGUUUUAUCUCUUGCCCGAGCUCUCUCACUUUUUAACAAGGACGUACAUAGCCCACGCGUAAAACCUCGACAGGACACGUGUAAUUUUGAGUCAGAACGGAGGAAAUAGAAGCAGGUUUUCUUCUAGGUUCUGAAUAACGCGGGUGAAGUUUUGAUUCAUUAGAAUCUGCAACGCAUCGAACGCUUACUGUCAAAGUGCAUGUGUGUUUUUUAGUAACAAGAAGGAACGUUAUAGCAUUUCCUAACUGCGAAAAUUCAAAGCAACUAUUCUUUGCAAGGGGUUCUACAAAAUUUCAGAGAAUGGUAAAUGAUCGAUGGAAAAUCAUGAACAGUGUUUCAGAACUCGAAGAUGGACAUCAGCAUAAAUCUCAGAGGAUGGGCUGUAGCUACUUCCUGUGCACCAUCAUGCUCUUCGUGGCCGUCCUCCUGGCCGUCACGGCAACGGGUACCAUCCUCUUCAUGAACCACUACCAAGCCCCGCCCCCCGGCACUAACAACGGCCCCCCACUCAUCUCCACCAACCAGGAUGAGGGCAACGCCCUGGUGACGGUCGAGCGGGGCGACGGCUCACGCAUCAACAUUUUCAUCGACCCCAACUGCCCCGACUACAACAACAACUUCCUGCGGCUGGAGGGUGUGCAGACUUCGCUGCUCCACUCGCUGACCGACCACGACACAAGCCUAAAGUCAGUGAAGGGCCAGGACCGAGCCUUGCUGGUGAAGUUGGCUGAGGAGGUGGCCAAGCUCUCGGCCCACGCCAGCCAGCUCAGGUUGGAGUACGAAUCUCUGAGGCGAGGCCAGGGGAACCUGGGACAAGAGCUCAACACUCUGCAAACGGAGCAAGGCCGACUUAUCCAGCUGCUGUCUGAGAGCCAGAUCAACAUGGUGAAGGUGAUGAACUCAGUGAACGAUGCUCUCAACUCCAUGCAGAAGGAGACAGGGAACCUGAAGAGCAAGUUCAAGGCAGACCUCCAGAGAGCACCUGUUCGCAGUGCCCGGCCCAAAGGCUGCUCCAAUGGCUCCAGACCUCGGGACUGCAGCGAUAUCUACGCAAGUGGUCAGCGGGAGGAUGGGAUCUACUCUGUCUUUCCCAUGCACUACCCUGCUGGCUUCCAGGUCUUCUGUGACAUGACAACGGACGGAGGAGGAUGGACGGUCAUUCAGCGCAGAGAGGACGGCGCAGUGAACUUCUUCCGAGCAUGGGACGCGUACCGCGACGGCUUCGGCAAGAUCACAGGGGAGCACUGGCUUGGUUUGAAGAGGAUGCAUGCCUUGACCAUCCAAGCCAACUACGAGCUGCGAAUUGACCUGGAGGACUUUGAGAACAGCACAGCUUUCGCCCAGUACGGAGCCUUUGGAGUGGGACUGUUCUCUGUUGACCCGAAUGAGGAUGGCUACCCGCUGACUAUUGCUGACUACUCAGGCACUGCAGGUGACUCAAUGCUCAAACACAACGGGAUGAAAUUCACCACCAAGGACCAAGAUAACGAUCACUCAGAGAACAACUGUGCCUCCUUCUACCACGGCGCCUGGUGGUACCGCAACUGCCACACGUCCAACCUGAACGGACAGUACCUGCGUGGGCAGCAUACCUCCUACGCCGACGGCAUCGAGUGGUCCUCCUGGACGGGUUGGCAGUACUCCCUCAAAUUCGCAGAGAUGAAGAUUAGGGCCACGAGAGAGGAGAACAAAUGAGAUGGAAACAAUACUACGAGAAACCAUAGACUAAUGGACUUAGGUGUUUUUAAAGACACUCAGCCUGCCGAGAAUCAGAAUGAGGACUAUGCUCGUACUGUAACCCCUGUCCAAAAACAUUCUCAUCCCCUCUUGUGGUGUUGUGUUGAAGCCUCCAAGGUUUUGUAACCUUUUGCAAUCUCUCGCUGAUCUGAUCAUGUUUGUAAUAAUUAUGUCAAAAUAAUGCAGGUAAUGUCAGAACUACAGUAUCAUUGUGGAAUUUUGAAAUAUGAAAUGUUAGGAUUUCUCUCAUUCCCUUAAAUUAAUAGAAUUUCUUACAGUUUAUUUUGGCUGUCCCUGUUACUUAUAUAUACAGUUAUCUUUGCAUCUGACAGCAUCCUGAGUUAUCCUAAGUGUUACGCACUGGUUUCGGUGAACCAAGUUUGCUUGAUGAGUAAUGCUUAGGCUUUAGCUCAGUGGGCUAUGACCAUAUUGUGGCGCACAGGAAACGUGGGUUUGAACCCGGUCAGUUACAUGAGCUCCUGGUUGACCCCUAACUCCUUGUUGACCCCUAGCUCCUGGUUAACCCCGAGCUCCUGGUUGACCCCUUGCUCCUGGUUGACCCCUAGCUCCUGGUUGACCACUAGCUCCUGGUUAAUCCCUAGCUCCUGGUUGACCCCUAGCUCCUGGUUGACCCCUAGCUCCUGGUUGACCACUAGCUCCUGGUUGACCCUGCUCUGAUUGACCCCUAGCUCCUGGUUAACCUCUAGCUAAUGGUUGAUCCCUAGCUCCUGGUUAACCUCUAGCUAAUGGUUGACCCCUAGCUCCUGGUUAACCUCUAGCUUCUGAUUGACCCCUAGCUCCUGGUUAACCUCUAGCUAAUGGUUGACCCCUAGCUCCUGGUUAAACUCUAGACAUACCUUGUGAUCAUGUGUCAGUCCUGUGCCCAGUAAGACACAUUCAUGACAAAGACAUUAUAUCAGUCAGACAGUGGUUGUCAAGCCAAUCACUUCAUAAAUGGCAGCCUCGUUUUUUAUGUAACAUUUUCAAAAGACAUUGACCACACAAGACUGGCUUUGAGUGGCAUGCGUGUGUGACCUGUGACAGUGGUAGUAGAGAGAAUGGAGAGCAUAGGUGAGGGGGCUCGGCCAGCGGGCUGGGMCAAUUAUGAUCAGAGGCUUAUAUCUGUGUAGACUUCCAGUUGGUGGUGGAAACCUUCCCAGACAGUAGCUACUAGCCUAUAAGUUCAGCUCCUUGUCAUGUGGAGGCUUCCCUGUCUCUCACUUUCUCUCCCUUACUUUACAAUCACCGAGAGACAAGUCUGUUCACUGAUAUGCUGUCUUGACUCAACUCAAAUCAGUUGUUUCAGUAUACUGGUUUUUGGCUGCAUUUACACAGGCAGCUCAAUUCAUUAAUCAGAUCAGCUCUGAAAAAGAUUUGAUGUGAAAAGAUCUGAUG
Molecule: messenger RNA, 3310 nt
Organism: Salvelinus sp. IW2-2015
Lineage: Eukaryota; Metazoa; Chordata; Actinopteri; Salmoniformes; Salmonidae
Gene: fibcd1a
Product: fibrinogen C domain containing 1a
Source: RefSeq, a predicted model, not a curated record